Molecule: messenger RNA, 2563 nt
Organism: Protopterus annectens (West African lungfish)
Lineage: Eukaryota; Metazoa; Chordata; Ceratodontiformes; Protopteridae
Gene: C1QTNF7
Product: C1q and TNF related 7
Exons: 2
Coding region: 7-879 (290 amino acids)
Molecular function (GO): protein binding
Source: RefSeq, a predicted model, not a curated record
UCCAGAAUGCUGGCCUUGUUAUAUUUUACAAGCUUUAUUUAUUUUUUAAAUGGACAGCCACCUGUCAGUCGUAUCAAAGGAGAAAAAGUCAUCCCACGGUUUAUCUGCAGUAUGCCUGGCUUGCCUGGACCACCAGGACCACCUGGACUACAUGGACAAACUGGACCACAUGGGCGCAUUGGUCUCCCAGGAAGAGAUGGAAGAGAUGGUAGAAAGGGAGACAAAGGUGAAAAAGGAGAGAUAGGUAUAAAAGGGAAGACAGGAUCUGCUGGACAAAGAGGAAUGCAAGGAGACCAAGGCCAUUCUGGUAAGAAAGGCCCUGAAGGGUUAAAAGGGGAAAAGGGAGGAACAGGUCCAGUUGGCCCACCUGGGUCGAAGGGAAACAAAGGACAAAGAGGAGAAAGAGGCCAACCUGGGGUCUGUAAGUGUGGCAGCAUUAUACUAAAGUCAGCCUUUUCAGCAGGUAUAACCACAAGCUAUCCCAGAGAAAGAUCACCUAUAGUGUUCAACAAAGUCCUUUUUAAUGAAGGAGGCCAUUAUAAUGCCAACACAGGAAAGUUUGUCUGUGGUAUUCCAGGAAUUUAUUACUUCUCCUAUGAUAUUACCUUGGCAAACAAGCAUCUUGCUAUUUCACUGGUACAUAAUGGACAGUAUCGGAUAAAGACUUUUGAUGCCAAUACUGGAAACCAUGAUGUUGCUUCUGGAUCCACAGUUAUGUACCUGACUACAAACGAUGAGGUAUGGUUAGAAAUAUUUUAUCCAGAUCAGAAUGGUUUGUUUUCUGAUCCAACAUGGGCAGACAGUCUAUUUUCUGGAUUCCUAUUGUAUGCUGACACAGAAUAUCUAAAUGCUCUAUCUGAAAAUGAGGAUCAGGAAUAAAAAUUAUCUGUAUCUGGGAAUGGCCAGGAAUGAAUGAUACUAUUGUCAAGCAGAAUGAUACUGAAGCAAAUCACCUGUCGGAAUGCAGAUAUUCAAGUACAAAUUCAGCUGCAUGUGGGACUGUACCCAGAUUUGUUAAAAAAGUUGUUGCAUUCAAGACUUAGCUUACACAAAAGAAGCUUUCAGACAUAUGAGUACUAUAAGAUGAUGUCAGAAACAAAGGCAGAAAAGACUCUGAAAACAAUUAGUGCUGUCUGUAAAUAUAGUUUGUUAACUACCCCUAGAAGACCUUGUGCUUUUAUCACAAAGUUUGAUUUUUUUUUAAUUUGUGUUUCUUUCUUAACUAUGUACUGUAAACUAUAUACACAGGCACAAAUUUUGCUCAAAUCAACUAAAUCAAAAAUGAGCUGCAAGUUCAAUUUAAUAGAGAAUAUUUGUGGAUAUAACUUAUUAUUAUUAUAUAUUGUUAAAUUCAAAUAUACAGAAUAUACAUAGAAGGUCAGUGUAUAAUACUAUAUUAUUCUAUUCUGGCAAACCAUUAAACAAAUUUGUUAUUGCAUCCAUUAUGUAUAAGAAUUAUAAAUUAAUGCACUUACUGGUGUGUAUUAUUGUAUUUGUUUAAAAGUGGGUUUUACCAUAUAAAGUAUGAAUGACUGACAAAAUUAUUUCUGUUCAUUUCACAGUUCCAUGUAUAACAAGGUAAAAAUCUCAGCCAAACAAAAAAAAGCUUUGAUAUUAUUAUUUAAUUAAGAAGAUAACAGAACAUUUUGGGUCACCAUUAUCACUGUCAUAACUGUUAUUAUUAUUAUUAUUAUUAUUAUUAUUUUUGUUUAAUUUCAUUUUACUUUUGUAGCUCUACAUUUAAUUGACCAUAUUAGGCUACACUCAGAGACAUAAUCAUUCCCCAUUAAAAGCAAAGAAGUGAUACCAUUUCAGAAUCAGUUUAAUCAGAAUGUGCAGAUUCUAAAUUACUUGUAAGCCUGAAAAUUAAUGAGCAUACUGGAAAAUAAUACAAAUUAAAUUAUUCCUCUAUCACUCAGUCUUCCCACAGCUCUUCCAUUCCGCUCACCAACUUCAUCUUUAAUCUUUACCCCCAUUUCAGCUUUCUACACGUACUUCUUAUUUUUAAUAGUCACCCAGGCAUCUCAGGCUUCUCUUUUUUCAGCACUAGAUGCACACCUUACUGGCUUGAUCUAACUUAUUCCCCUUUCUCUUAUACCUGCCUAACUCCUUUAUCCUACCGGAAAUGAAUGUAUUUCUUCACGUUGCAUCAUUCAAUUGUUCUCGGAGUUUUUCCUUUGACUCUAUUCCAUUUCAGCUAAUCAAAUGUUUGCCCAUCCUCUUUACCACAAACAAUCAGUGAAGAAGUUUCCACAUACAGUUUGCUUUUCCAUUAUCUGGUCUUUUAACUGUUAUGCAUGCAAUUGCAUAUUCAGUCAGUGAAUUAUUAAGUUAGAUUGGCUAACUAUUGUCAACAGAUUGUAAGACUAGAGCUCUUAGUUUGUAUUAUUGCUGAAAAUAAAGUUCUUGUAUUGACAGCUGGAGCUUUUCCCUCCAGCCCACUACUGUAAAUGGAGCCCUCUCAGGGGGGUCUACCAUUUAACAAAGUAAAAUAAAUGAAUGUGAUCAUUCCUGUUCUUGUAAGAAUGUAUUUUAGAAAAGAAAACGAAGUGGAUACAAGUAA